Anneissia japonica is the source of this 6395-nucleotide messenger RNA. RefSeq lists its product as uncharacterized. Gene Ontology annotation, cellular component: membrane. NCBI's taxonomy places the organism in Eukaryota, Metazoa, Echinodermata, Crinoidea, Comatulida, Comatulidae. The annotation marks the transcript as partial. The transcript is spliced from 40 exons. The record is from RefSeq and is a predicted model, not a curated record. Gene Ontology annotation, molecular function: protein binding; calcium ion binding. Gene Ontology annotation, biological process: cell-matrix adhesion.
GCAGCACAUUUGCCGUCGAUGGAACAACUGAAGAAUCCACAACUGAAAUAGAAACAACUGUAGAUUCUACAACGGAUUCAUUAACAACGGAAGAAAAGACAUCUGUUUAUGCUACUACUACGCAAUCAACAAUGGAAGAGAAAACAACUGUUCAUAUAUCAACCGCUGAAUCAACAAUGAGAGGGAAGACCACAACCUAUGACACUACUAACGAUAAAACGACUGAAGGAUCAACUACAAAAGAGAAGACAUCUACCUCCGAUGCAACAACCGAUAAAUGUUCAACGGCCGUUGCUACUAUCGUUUCUAUUACCACCUUACCUGUGACGCAACCAUCUAGUACCCUAUUACAGACUACACCGGUCUGUAGCGAGGGUCUUAGACUAUGUCUCGGUAGUUCUGAUUGCAUCGACCCACGCUAUUUCUGUGACCUUAAGAAACAUUGUAGUAAUGGUUAUGAUGAAACAAUUGAAGCAGGUUGUAUUUGCAAGGAAGAUGAACAUCGAUGUAGCAACGGAAAAUGCAUACCAAAGGAUUUCCUGUGUGACGGUUACAAUAAUGAUUGUAUCAACAAUGAAGAUGAAGAACUCGAAGAAUGUUCUGCUGUAUGUGGCAUCCCGGAUUCCGAGAACAGUUACUUCGAACCAUUUAAAUAUAGAUAUAAAUCAGGAGAGAACGUAACAUACACGUGUUACCCAGGCUACACACUAUUUGGCGACAAGACGAAUACAUGUAAUGAGACAAAAUGGACAAAUGAUCCCCCAAAAUGUCAUAAGGAUUGCAAAGAGGUAUCGCCGCCAUCAAAUGGCAAUGUUGAGACUACUGAUCAAAUCAAGCAUAACCAGACUGUUUUAUUCUCCUGUAAUGCUGGGUACGAGCUCGUUGGUAACCAGAUACUGAGUUGUCAAGAUGGGCACUACAAUGGAAGCACCAAUCCUACAUGCUUAGAUAUUAAUGAAUGUGAAUCGAGUCCAUGUUUAAAUGGAGGUACUUGUAACGAUGAAAUUGCAAAUUUUACGUGUAGGUGUUCUACGCAGUGGAAUGGCACCAACUGUGCUACAGAUAUUGACGAAUGUGCCAUGGGAACUGAUGAAUGUCACGUGUCAGCAUCGUGUGAAAAUACAAAUGGAAGUUAUAACUGUAGUUGUGACAAAGGUUAUUACGGCGAUGGAAUCAACUGCUAUGAGUAUGUAUUUUUCGAGUUUGAUCAAAAUGACAGCUCAAGUUUGCGAGAGAACUAUGACAAAAAGAAUGAUUCUGAGCUAAUAUCUGCUACUUUUAGGCCACCAUUUGGCUUUCCAUACGGCAGUAAAUUUUAUCAAGAAAUAUAUUUCACCGAAAAUGGCGUAAUCGUAUUUUCCGAAGGAAAUGCCAACAAAAUCGGAUUUCCGAAUGCUUACGAAUCCGGAUUUACAGGUGACAGUUCACAAGCAAUGAUUGUAGCUCCUUUUUGGACCGACGUUGACCUUACUAAGUCAUAUGGUGAUGUGUUCUACCAGGUUCAUGAUACAUACGACUCGGUAAUCAAGGAUGCAAACCAAAGGAUUUGCACUAAUUUCAGUCACUUACAAUUUAAUGGUACAUGGAUGUUGGUUGUUACGUGGUAUAAGGUUCCUCAAUAUUCAGCUGAAUUUACAUAUGAACAGCCUAAUACAUUUCAAGCAGCAUUGAUAACAGACGGAAUUUAUGGAAUCAUAUUCUUUAAUUUUGAAGAGACGAGAAUGCAGUGGGACACUUCAAUCAUUAUAAAUAAGAAUCUUAUCAUUGGUUUUAACCGUGACGAUAAGUUCGAAAAUAUACAGCUAGAAGAGCCAUAUAAACCUGAUAUUGUAAAUGGAAACACGAACCUUAAAGGAAGGUGGAUUUAUCGGAGUGAAAACAAUACAGAUCAGACAGUGAACCCAAAAAUGGAAUGCUGGGCAUGGUACAAUAGACAACCAGAUCCGAUUACUUGGCAUAAAAAUCUAGGUUCCUGUCCUUGUGGAUUCGGUCAAGCAAGUGGAGAUUUAAAGUUUUCGCCCAGUAAUGACACAGUCAGUUUAAAUAAUGAACAGUAUGAAGAUUCGUUAAUAGACUCACUGAACAAGCACAUGAAAAACGCCAUUUGUAUGCGCACCACAUUGACAAAUAUUAAUGGAGCCGGCUUGCAAUGCUGCUACCGAGAAGAUUUUUCGUUGAUAGAGGGCUUCGAUGAGGUCCAAACAAGCAGCUUCAUGUUACGUCAUCAGUUUCAACCAGCAUUUGGUGUGGAUAGUGAUGAAUACGACCGAUAUUUAAAGGAAGAUCUUAUCCCACGCUAUUACUGUUGUGACGCCUCCCAAGACCAAUCUUUUUGCAAUAUGUACAUUGAAAAGCGGCCACUAGGAAAAUGUGAUGGUUAUAUUCCACCAAAAACCGGAUGGAUGUUUGGUGAUCCUCACUUACAGACACUGGAUGGGGUAGAGUUCACAUUUAAUGGAUUAGGAGAGUACGUCCUCGUGGAUGUAGACGAUCAAUUUAUCAUUGUUCAGGGUAGAACUGAGAAGUUUCAAGACUUCAAUGCCACAAUCUUUACAGCAUUUGUUGCACAACACAACGGAUCUACCAAGUUUCAAAUAUCAUUGAAGGAAAAUAAUACUUUUGACAUUCUUCUAAAUGAGACGGACACGAUUAAUCGAACAGUUCUCAGUGUCGGUCCCUAUAUCCCACCAGAAGAUCCAAGUUUUUCUGUGAAGCUAGUAUCAAGUAAUACUAGUGAGAGUGUAGUAGCACUGUGGUCAUCUGGGUUCGCCAUGUCAGUAACACCAUCCCUCGACAUGUUUAACAUAUUAGUUUCCAUUCCAGAAUCGUUCAAGAAUAAAACAAAAGGUUUAUUUGGAAUUUGGAACGGCGAUAAGAGUGAUGAUUUUUCCUUUCCAAAUGGUACAAUAUUGCCAGUGAACAGUAGUAAUGAAAAGGAUAUAUUCAUAUACGGAGAAACAUGGAGAACUUCCCCCAAUUCAUCGCUGUUCUACUAUAUACAAAAUCAAAGUUGGAGCGUAUUUAAUGAUGUUAAAUUUUUACCUGUAUUUUUGGAGGAUUUACCUGUAAACCUUUUUGCUGCGAACGAUCACGGCAUCUACGACAUAUGCGGAAGUGAUAGUAGCUGUAGUUAUGACAUAUUAGUUACAAAUAAUGAAGAACUUGCAAAAAGCACAAAAGCAACAAAUUCUAACAACAAAGAUGUUGCUGAAAAGCUUGCAAACUUCCCACCUACUUUUGUUGAUGUACCGCAGCAACUUAAUGUGACCGUCAAUCAAUUAUUUACUUACAACAUCAGUGCAGAAGACGAGGAGGAAGGCAACGUAUAUUACUCUCUGUUAACAGAUUCAAACGAUCCAUAUAUUAAUGAGUCUACUGGUGUCUUUACUUGGACACCUGUGGACACAUCAAUGACGCAGAUUGCAUUUGUUGCCAGUGAUGAAAACUCUGCGACGACGACACAUCAACCGAAUGUUUUCAUUUGUGACUGUAAAAACGAAGGAAAAUGUAUCUUUGAUAAACCAAGACCUGAAUCCAAUGUUGCUGUUGAUAAAUUUGCAAUUGUUGAUUGCGAUUGUACACCGGGAUACACUGGUUCUGAUUGUAGGACAGAUUACGACGCUUGUGAAGAUAACGUUUGUUACCCAGGCGUUACUUGUAUUGACGAACCCCCUCCCUCUGAAACAGCUACCUGUUCCGCCUGCCCCACCGGCCUUGAAGGAGAUGGAUUCAAGUGUUUUGACAUCGACGAAUGCCAGAACAAUAAAACUAUCUGUCAGCAGAAUUGUCGAAACCUUGUACCUGGAUACGAAUGCUAUUGUUACAAUGGAUAUAGACUUCAGCAGCUUGAUGGAAACAGUAUCUGCAUCGAUGUUGACGAAUGUUUGCCUAACAAUGAACACAACUGCAGUAAUAAUGCCGUAUGUAAUAAUACCAUUGGUUCAUACAAUUGUAUGUGUAAGAUCGGCUAUGAAGGUGAUGGAAUUGCUUGUAGAGACAUAGAUGAAUGCACAACGGUUGCUGAUGCAUGCGAUGUAAAUGCAAAAUGUACUAACACUGAAGGGUCGUAUGAAUGUGACUGUAACGAAGGGUUUAGCGUUAAUGGGACUCAUUGUGACGACAUUAAUGAGUGUAACUUAUCCAGACAUGACUGUAACAAGAAUGCUAAUUGUAGUAACACUGAAGGAGGAUAUCAGUGUAAGUGUAUCGAAGGGUUCGAGGGAGACGGAAGGAUUUGUAACAAAAUCAACGUGUGCGAUACAAAGGAAUGUCCAGAGUAUUCUACCUGUUCAGAAGAUCUUGAGGAUUGCAUUUGCAGAGAUGGUUUCUAUUCAUCUAUUACGGCCAAUGGUACAGAUACAUGUAAAGAUGUUAACGAGUGUUCAAACAAUGCGACGUUGUGUUGGCCUAACUCAACUUGUAGAAAUGAUCCUGGGACGUUUGAAUGCGUUUGCAACAGUGGCUUUAUGAAGGAUGGAGAAACAUGCCAAGAUAUCAAUGAGUGUCUUCUUGGAAUUAGCGACUGCACUCAAGAGUGCACUAAUACAGCUCCAGGCUAUAUUUGCUCAUGUUUGGAUGCAUUUAAACUUGAACAAGAUAAUGUAACGUGUACCGUUUCAGAAAAUUCAACAUGCAACAAUGAAACUAUUUGUGGCCUCGGAAUAUGUUACGUUUUAGAUGGAAAUGACACGUGUUCGUGUAACAACGGUUUUGACUUUGUCAAUAAUACAUGUAUAGAUAUCAACGAAUGCGAUGGGAAUAAUUCAUGCGAAAUGGAUUGUAUAAAUACGUUAGGUGGCUACAAUUGCAGUUGUUCAAAAGGCUAUGAGCUUGACGCCGAUUUUAGAAAUUGCAUUGAUGUUAAUGAAUGUCUAUCUGACAAUACAAAUAAUUGUUCAGAAGAUGCAGAUUGUGUUAACAUUGAUGGCGGAUUUAACUGCGCAUGUUCGAUAGGAUACAACGGAACUGGUUACAUAUGUGAAGACAUCAACGAAUGUGCCAAUCAGCCGUGUUCCAAUAACAGUAAAUGCAACAAUACAAUUGGAUCCUACACUUGUCGAUGCGAUGACGGAUAUAUACUAAAUGAAGGGGAAUGCGAAGAUUUCAACGAAUGUGUUUCGACCGAAAGAUGCGAUAGUAACGAACUUUGCAAAAAUUUUCCCGGAGGCUUUGAAUGUGAAUGCAAGGCUGGGUAUACAAUAAAUGCAACAGAAUGUGAAGAUAUCAAUGAAUGUAAUGAAGACCCAUGUGACGUAAAUGCGAAAUGCGAAAACACAGAAGGAUCAUUUCUAUGUUUUUGUAAUAAAGGGUAUUACGGCAACGGGAAGUUUUGUGAGAAUUAUAACGAAUGCGCUAAUUCAACUAUAUGCGGAGCUUAUACAUAUCACUUUUUAGAUAUUAACGAAUGCGAGACAGAAUCAAAUUGUCCUGAAAACUCAAAUUGCUUUAACAUAAAUGGAAGUUAUUAUUGUGAAUGUAAAGAUGGCUAUGACGGCUACGACAGUGAUCGCUCAUGCAAAAAUGUUAAUGAGUGUGAGUUUGACUUGGAUAACUGCGAGGACCAAAGAGCCAAUUGCAGUGACACUGAUGGCUCAUAUGAAUGUAAUUGUAACAAAGGUUUUGUUGGUAAUGGAACGUAUUGUGAGGAUGUGAACGAGUGCCUUAGUACACCAUGCAAUACAAGUCUGUUCGAGAAAUGCGACAACACGAUUGGCGGUUUUAACUGUAUUUGUCAGACGGGUUACUAUCGUAGUAAUUCAGGUUUACCAUGUACAGUUGCAGUUACUCAAGAACUGAAUGUUAACUUCACUGAUGUAAAAGGUGUAAAUAUCAAAAAGUCUGAAAAUCAGAAUUUUAAUUUAGAUAUGAUGAAAGAGGGCCUUGCAAAAGACGUUCUUGAUCUUUUUAAACGAAGUAAUAGCAGCAGUCAGUUCUUAAAUGUUCAUGUUUCAUCGUUCACCAUUUUGGAAUCAGUAGCAGACGUAACCUUUCUAAUUGAUCUAAUAUCAGACACUAACAUCACAACAACUGACACAAGAAAAUUGUUCGUAGAUGGAUUGGAAGGACGUAAUGGCAAUCUUCUACGACCCGACAGUUACGUUGUUCUCAAUAGCUUACUAGUUGAUGUACCAGAUAUUGAUGAGUGUAAAGGUGACCCAUGUGAUAAAGAUCGACAUGAACAAGACUGUGUAAAUGAAGAAGGCAAUUACUAUUGUACUUGUGAAUUUGGAUACGUGAACACAACUACUAAAGGCAACUGCAUAGAAUCAAAGACAUUUAGAGCAGAAUCUACUAUUGAAAAACUAGAUGGCAUUGAGGAGGUGAAGUGGACAGAUGAUCUGAAAAACAAAGAAUCAGAUAAAUAUAAACACUAUUCAUCAGCGUUAUCUACAUCU